Molecule: messenger RNA, 702 nt
Organism: Eremothecium cymbalariae DBVPG#7215
Lineage: Eukaryota; Fungi; Ascomycota; Saccharomycetes; Saccharomycetales; Saccharomycetaceae
Gene: PRE5
Product: proteasome core particle subunit alpha 6
Exons: 1
Coding region: 1-702 (233 amino acids)
Biological process (GO): ubiquitin-dependent protein catabolic process
Cellular component (GO): proteasome core complex, alpha-subunit complex; proteasome core complex; nucleus
Source: RefSeq, a predicted model, not a curated record
AUGUUCAGGAACAACUACGAUGGUGAUACAGUGACGUUUUCGCCCACGGGCAGGCUUUUCCAAGUAGAAUACGCGUUGGAGGCGAUCAAGCAAGGUAGCGCUACAGUUGGCCUGCGGUCAGAGAAGUAUGUUGUAUUAGUAGCAUUGAAGCGGAAUGCGGACGAGUUGUCGUCUUAUCAGAAGAAAAUAAUUAAAUGUGACGAACAUAUGGGGUUGUCAUUGGCUGGUCUUGCGCCUGAUGCGCGUGUUCUGUCGAACUAUUUGAGACAGCAAUGCAACUAUUCACAGUUGGUAUACAAUCGGAACCUGUCGUUAGUGAAAGCGGGUCAUCUAUUGAGUGAUAAAGCGCAGAAGAACACACAGUCCUACGGAGGACGGCCUUAUGGGGUGGGGCUUUUACUUGCAGGAUAUGACAACAGCGGAGCGCAUUUACUGGAGUUUCAGCCUUCAGGAAACACAUUAGAGCUCUAUGGUGCCGCCAUUGGAGCACGUUCGCAGGGUGCCAAGACCUAUUUAGAGCGGGUCAUGGAGGAGUACCUGAAAAUUGAGACCGCAGACGAAUUGAUCAAGCAUGGGGUGGAGGCCUUGAAACAUUCCUUGAAGGACGACACAUUAAGUACCAAGAAUUUAUCCAUUGCCGUUGUAGGUGAGGAUAUGCCUUUCACUUUAUACGAUGGUGAAGAUGUAAUUCCAUAUCUGUAA